This is a messenger RNA of Capsella rubella, 3964 nucleotides long. RefSeq names its product DNA (cytosine-5)-methyltransferase CMT2. The coding region runs from base 47 to 3784 and encodes 1245 amino acids. Gene Ontology annotation, molecular function: chromatin binding; DNA (cytosine-5-)-methyltransferase activity. NCBI's taxonomy places the organism in Eukaryota, Viridiplantae, Streptophyta, Magnoliopsida, Brassicales, Brassicaceae. The record is from RefSeq and is a predicted model, not a curated record. The transcript has 23 exons. Gene Ontology annotation, cellular component: nucleus.
UUAUUGGCUAAUUUUGGAUCCGUUUGGUCUUAAUUCACCUUCUCCGAUGUUAUCGCCGGCGAAGUGUGAAUCAGAAGAGGCUCGAGCUCGAUUGGAUCUCCAUUCUUCUUCUAGAUCCGAACCGGAAUGCCUCUCUCUUGUCCUCUGGGUACCCAAUUCAGAAGGAGCUGAGAUGCUCCACGACGACGGAGAUAUGAGUUUGAGGAGAUCCUCGAAGAUUAACUGUAAUUCGCCUAAACAGAACGGAGGAGAAGGUGGGGUUUCGCAGAGGAAGACUUCCCGUCGUAAGCCGCAGCGGCUUCUUAUGCUGACGAACGGUUGUCAAGUUCGGAGGUCUCCGAGAUUUACGGCGGCGGGUGGGAAUUUCGACAAUGUGUGCUCGGUUCCGGUUACCGGAAAGUCUGGGUCGAGGAAGAGAAAGAGUAAUAGUGCUCUCGAGAAGAAGGAAAGCUCAGAUUCUCAGGGAUUGACAUUCAAAGACGUAGCUGGAAUUGCCAAGUGCCUGGAGUUGGAAAUCAUUUCUGAGAGCCAAUAUAAAAACAACGUUGGUGAAGGUAGAUCAAGAUUACCAGAUAAAGCCAAGAGGAAAGUUGAGAGUGAUACAUCAUCGUCAAGAAUCAACAGUUCUAACCAGAGUCUCGGCUGCAAUAAACGAACGAGGAGAUCUCCAAGAUUCAUGAAGGAAACGGUGAACGAGGUAGAAGAUUAUCUAGGCAAGUCUAAGGAACAAGGGAAGUCUCUGGCCUCUGGGAAGUCGUUCAACAUAUUUCCAAGGCUAUCUAGAAUUGUUGAAAAUGGCCACACAGAAACUGUGAACACAAUAAAAGAUUGUGGCCCAGCAUUAUGUGGUGCGGAAAAGGUGAGAGGACCUGAGAAGCUGGUGCAAAUUAGUGAGAAUGAUAAUUCUUGUGAGGCGAUAAAGAGAUGUGAAGGUGAUGGCGUUGUUUCAUCCACGCGAGAGCUAUUAGUUUCUGCUUCGGGUUGCAUCAAGACAACUGUAAAUGGUUGUAGGGACAGAACGUUAGGAAAAACCAGAUCUUCGGACCUAAAUGUGGAUGAUAUUCACACUAGCUCUUUGAAAAUUAGCAACAAUCGUACUAGUAACGGAUUAAUUAUGACGACCGGUUUGGUGGAGCAAGAAGCAAUGGCUUCUUUACGUCAGGGUAAAACUAGUGCUUGUGGUGCUGCAAAUAAGGGAACAACUAGGGGAAAGCAUGUAAAAUCUACUGUGAUCUGUCUCUCUGACAGCAAUGAACAGUCUUCUGGUGAAUAUUUGUAUAUGAAAAAUUUAAAUGGAGAUGUUUUGACACAAGUCGAAAGUGGAUCUACCCUCUCCUGUGGGGGAAACGAGGGAAUCGUUUCAUUGGAUCUGAAUAUUCCAACGAAAUCAACCAAGAGAAAGGGUAAAUGGGUAACCCGAACUGCUGUCCAAGAGCAGGACAAACGUAGUACCUGUUUUUUCAUUGGAGAGCCAAUUUCUUGCGAGGAGGCUCAAGAAAGAUGGCGCUGGAGAUAUGAUCUGAAGGAACGUAAAUCUAAGAGUAGAGGCCAACAAUCAGAAGAUGACGAAGACAAGAUUGUUGCAAAUGUGGAAUGCCAUUAUUCACAAGCAAAAGUCGACGGGCACACCUUUAGCCUUGGAGACUUUGCCUGCAUAAAGGGUGAAGAAGAAGAGAACUAUGUUGGCAAGAUAGUAGAGUUUUUUAAGACAACAGAUGGAGAGAGCUACCUCCGAGUUCAGUGGUUUUACAGAGCAACAGAUACAGUAAUGAAACAGCAGGCAACUAAUCAUGACAAAAGGCGUCUCUUCUAUUCUACCGUAGUGAAUGACAAUCCAGUAGAUUGUCUUAUUUCUAAAGUUACUGUUUUACAAGUUUCACCUACGGCAGGAUUGAAGCCCAAUUCUAUAAAGUCGGACUACUAUUUUGAUAUGGAGUAUUGCGUGGAGUAUUCAACUUUCCAAACCUUGAGAAAUCCUAAAUCGUCAGAAAACAAGCUUGAGUGCUGUGCCAAUGUGGUACCUACAGAAUCCACUAAACCUAUUUUGAAAAAGAAAUGUUUUAGUGGGAAGCUUCCUGUGCUUGAUCUUUACAGUGGUUGUGGUGGAAUGUCAACUGGGUUAAGUCUUGGAGCCCAAAUAUCUGGUGUUGAUGUCGUGACGAAAUGGGCUGUUGACCAGAAUAUGGCUGCCUGUGAGAGCUUGAAAUUGAACCAUCCAAAUACACAGGUUAGAAAUGAUGCUGCCGGAGACUUCCUCCUACUUUUGAAGGAGUGGGAUAGAUUAUGCAAGCGAUAUGUGUUUAAUAAUAAUAAUCAGAGAACUGAUACCUUAAGAUCCGUAAAUUCAACAAAAGAAAAAAGUAAAAGUAGCUCUUCUGGUGACGAUGAUUCAGACACUGAGGAGUAUGAAGUGGAAAAACUGGUUGAUAUAUGCUAUGGUGAUCCUGACAAGACAGGAAAAAGUGGCUUGAAAUUUAAGGUGCACUGGAAAGGAUAUAGCAGCAACGAAGAUACAUGGGAACUAGCAGAUGAAUUGAGCAAUUGUCAAGAUGCCAUUCGGCAGUUUGUAACUAGUGGAUUUAAGUCCAAGAUCUUGCCACUUCCUGGUGGUGUUGGUGUGAUAUGUGGUGGACCUCCAUGUCAAGGAAUUAGUGGCUAUAAUCGGUACAGGAAUGUUGAUUCUCCGUUAAAUGAUGAAAGGAACCAGCAAAUUAUAGUUUUCAUGGACAUAGUGGAGUAUCUGAAACCCUCGUAUGUGUUGAUGGAAAACGUUGUCGAUAUUCUGCGUUUGGACCAAGGUUCUCUUGGGCGAUAUGCUUUGAGCCGUCUUGUGAACAUGAGAUACCAAGCAAGGUUAGGUAUCAUGACAGCUGGUUGCUAUGGUCUUUCCCAGUUUCGAUCCAGAGUUUUCAUGUGGGGAGCUGUUCCUAACAAGAACCUACCUCCGUUUCCGCUUCCAACCCAUGAUGUUAUUGUCAGAUAUGGGUUUCCACUUGAGUUCGAGCGGAAUGUAGUUGCUUAUGUUGAAGGCCAACCCAGACUACUUGAAAAAGCUCUUGUUCUAAAAGAUGCGAUAUCAGAUCUUCCUCCUGUAUCAAACGACGAAGACAGGGAAAAGAUGCCUUAUGAAUGUCUCCCAGAGACAGAUUUUCAGAGAUACAUUAGAUCAACCAAACAUGAUUUGACAGGCUCUGCAAUUGAUAACUGUAACAAAAAGGCAAUGCUACUGCAUGAUCACAGGCCGUUCCAUGUAAAUGAAGAUGAUUAUGCCCGAGUUUGCCAAAUACCAAAGAGGAAGGGAGCUAAUUUCAGGGAUCUUCCAGGGUUAGUUGUCAGAAAUAAUACAGUCUGCCGUGAUCCAUCAAUGGAACCGGUUAUUCUGCCAUCAGGAAAGGCUUUGGUACCAGAAUACGUCUUCACUUUUCAGCAAGGGAAAUCUAAAAGACCUUUUGCCCGUGUUUGGUGGGACGAAACAGUUCCAACCGUUCUAACAGUCCCAAGCUGCCACAAUCAGGCGUUAUUGCAUCCUGAGCAAGAUCGAGUGCUAACCAUAAGAGAAUGUGCACGGCUUCAAGGUUUCCCUGAUUACUUCCAGUUCUGCGGAACCAUGAAACAGAGGUAUUGUCAGAUUGGAAAUGCAGUGGCAGUCUCGGUUUCUCGUGCUUUAGGUUAUUCUCUUGGUAAGGCUUUUCACGGUCUAGCCGGCGACGAGCAUCUGAUAAAACUGCCCCAAAACUUUUCUCAUUCAACUUACCCUCAGCUUAAAGAAGCCAUUCCUCAUUAAAGGGAUAUGGGACAAGUUAUUGUAACUUAUAUAAGGCUUUGUUUGAACGCCUACAUGACCGACCUCACAAGGAUCAAUUUUUUUAUUUUGAAAUUAUCUUAUGUUAAUGAACUGUGAAUUUGUGAUGUCAUAUUAGGAACUAGACAGCUCAGUUCUCGAUGGAGAUUUUGGUUUGGUUCA